Messenger RNA from Doryrhamphus excisus (bluestripe pipefish), 2896 nucleotides. Lineage: Eukaryota; Metazoa; Chordata; Actinopteri; Syngnathiformes; Syngnathidae. The record is from RefSeq and is a predicted model, not a curated record.
CCCAUAUAGUAGUAGACGUGUGUUGUGCAGGCUCCCGCGUCAAAGUUUUCUAUUUCCUUCCAAUCCCUGAUACUUUCAGCUAAGUGAGGUCAAUUCUUUAUUUGUAUCUUGUGUGUGAUAAUAGGACGUCUCAGCCAUGUCUAAGUCCAGGACAAAACUUGAAAGAGAGAAAGAGACUCUCCGGCUAGCAUGCUAACCAAGAGGGAGAUUAGCUUGAUGCUAACGGAGCUACGUGCUGCUCUUGCGGCAGACUUUUAAGUUCGUUUGACUCCUUGACUUCAGACCUAGAUUCAUUACAUGCUAAUAGUGACGUUACGAGAGGUGCCGUGGGUUCGAAGGGUGUCGAGUAAUCGAGUGGGCGCUCCCGCAAAGCCUGUACCGAGGCUUGCUUCAUUGGGGGGGCGGGGUUGGAAAUGAUGACGUCAGAAGUCUCGCUGCCCGGUUGUACCACGUGACGGAUUCGGGAAGUGGUUUGGAAUUUGGCGCGACGUUUGCCUGUCAAUCAGCGAUAUAAACCCCUCAGGCUUAGACAUUAUAAUGUGGUGUUUUGUGGCGAGAGUCAAUUAGUUGAGCGUGUGGCGUGUGGUAGUUUGGAGGCUUUGUGUAGUAGUAGUACGGUGUAGUAGGCGUACGGUGGCAUUAGUUUAGAGUAGUUCGGAGAUGGAGCCACCUAGAAAGAGGAAAAUGUCUCCUCUGUGGAAACAUUUUGACUUGUUGAGUCCAAAUAAGGUGAAGUGCUUGUUGUGCUCAACAUCAGCAACACAACACAAAGGGAGAGUGCCACUGUGAUGCUACUGUUGUGUCCUUCCGGGAGGAACAUGACUCUGACAGCCACAUCUUCCUCGCACAAGACCAGCAUCUUGAGUAAAUUCGACUGCCUCAGGAAGCGGGACGUUCUGUGCGACAUCACACUGCUGGUGGACCACGAGCGCUUCCGGGCUCACAAGGCCCUGCUGGCGGCGAGCAGCGACUACUUCUCCCUACUCUUCACAGCCGAGGACCAGCUCGGUGGCUGCGUCGGCGCCACCUACCGGCUGGAUGGCGUGGAGGCCGCCAUGUGCGGGGCCGUGCUGGAGUUCAUCUACAGCGCUCAGGUGUGCGUGGAGGAAGACGCCGUGCGGCAGCUCCUGGCCGCCGCUCGUCUGCUGCAGGUAGGCGAUCUUGUUGAGGCGCUGCUGCCUGGACUCGGCGAGGGGGCGGAGCCAAAGCCAGCGGAGCAGACGCCGUCAUCAAGGCCCAAAAGGGGGCGACCGAAGACAACCGUGGUGGCGAGGAAGGCACGAGAAGAACACGAUGAUGCUGAGGGAGCAUCUGAACUCGAAGAGCAGCCCAAUCGGCGGAGGAGACGCAAGAUCACGCUGCCUGUGAAAUACAGCUCCUUUAAGGUGGGCGCUGAUGCUUCAGGAGGAGAGGCGGCGAGGAGAGGCAGGAAGAGGAAGUACCCGGACACGGAGGCAAGGUGUGAGGACUGUGGCAAAGUGUUCAAGAACCAUCUCUUCCUGAAGAUACACCUGCGCACUCACACAGGUGAGAAACCUUUUGCGUGCCAGGUGUGCGGGGCGGCGUUCACCCAGAAGCACACGCUGCUGGUCCACCAGCACAAGCACACCGGAGAGACGCCGUUUGUGUGCAGCGUGUGCUCCAAAGCCCUCGCCACCAAACACAGCCUACACGAGCACAUGAACCUCCACCAAGAAAAGAAAUCCUUCUGCUGCGACAAGUGCGGGAAGAGCUUCACUCAGCAGAGGCAACUGAAAAGUCACCACAGAGUCCACUCAGGCAAGUCCUUACCGGAGUGUGCUCAGUGUGGGCGCAGGUUCUUGGACACGGCUCAGCUGAAGAAGCACCUGCGCACUCACACGGGUGAGAAGCCGUUCACGUGCGAGAUCUGCGGGAAGUGUUUUACCGUCAAGAGCACCUUGUAGACUCACAUCAGAAUACACAGAGGCGAGAAGCCGUACAGCUGCGACGUGUGCGACAAAUCCUUCUCGGACGCCAGCGCCAGACGCCGCCAUGUCGCCUCCCACUCGGGGAAGAAGCCCUUCACCUGCUCCGAAUGCGGCCUGUCCUUCACGCGUCUGGACAACCUGAAAACGCACGUCAAUUCCCACAACAAGGAGAGGGCGUCACCAGCCCAGGAAGAGGUGAAGUACCAUCUGACGCCAGGCUCCGAGCAGGAGAUCCGGCUGGUGGUGACGGGGAACGACAUCGCCUUGGUCCCGGGUCAGGCCCAGGAGAUCAGUAUCAUAACCUCCGAAGAAGCGUCGGCCCAAUCCAGACCCCUCGCGCCACAAAGCGACCACGUCCCCCACAUCCAGAUGAUCAGCAUGCUGGAGGCUCCGCCGGCGCCCCCUGUCGAGCCCACGCACGUCAUCACGCUGAGCAAAGAUGCCAUGGAGCACCUGCAGGCGCAGCACGCCCACCUUGCACACGGCGCCGUCCAGCAGCAGCAGCACGCUCAGGCCAUCUCCAUCGACCAGGGCGGCCAGCACAUCUCCAUCAGCCAGACCAGCCAGCCCAUCUCCAUCAGCCAGACCGGCCAGCCCAUCUCCAUCAGCCAGACCAGCCAGCCCAUCUCCAUCAGCCAGACCAGCCAGCCCAUCUCCAGCCACCACAUCCACGGACACACCUUCCAGAUACAAGCUGGGACCGUCUCCUGCCUCUACGCCACCGCCGGAUCGCUCCCGCCGACUCCGCAGAGCUGACGCUAGCCUAGCCUAGCCUAGCCUAGCCUAGCCUAGCCUAGCCGCUCCAACACAACUGGACAACAUGCACUCGUACAGUCUUACUUUGUUACACUUGCUUUAAACAACUACAUAAGAUAAGUACUUAUGUACUUCUUUUGCCAGCAAAAACAAUAUGAGCACAUGAUACUUUUAAAUAAAGUUUUUUCAAC